Molecule: messenger RNA, 706 nt
Organism: Drosophila arizonae
Lineage: Eukaryota; Metazoa; Arthropoda; Insecta; Diptera; Drosophilidae
Source: RefSeq, a predicted model, not a curated record
AUGAAAUUCAAUCGGGUCCUAUACCAAGUGCUUGGCCUGCUUUUUGGCUGCACAGCAACAAGCUGUUUAUUGUAUCCGGCAUCAUCUUCACUGGGUCUCACUUCCUCAGUUUCAGUACCGGUUACUGAGUUCUAUCCGGAACGGCGUAUACUCGUCGAUUGGUGCUUCGCCAUUUCCUAUAACCUGCCCUUCAACUUGAGCUCCUUCUACAGCAUUCCCAUUUGGCCAGGCUUCGCCAACUACCACACCAAGCGCGAGGUUCCGCGCACGCUGCCCAAUGAACUACAGCUCUAUGAGAAAUAUGGCUACAAUGCCUUGACGCAAAUACAUCCCAAGGACUUAUCAGCUGGGCAGCUGUAUAGCAGCAUCGAGGAUGCCCUAGCUUCCUAUGGCUUACACGAAACGUGCCUGCUGCGAACUGUGUGCGAGCUGGCCAGGCAUCCCUUUGACGAUGAGUAUCCGCACAUAUUGAGCGACAUCCUGACAUUUGUCUUCAGCCCCUCGCAGCAUCAGGGAUUCCUGGAGAGCGAACAUGUGUACAGGCAGGUCUAUGAACAGGCUGAACUUGACGGCUUCCUGGGCAAAGACUGCGCCCAUAUCUAUAGGCAUUGCAAACACGAUAUCUUGAAGUCUAUUAGCAAUGUCGUUUUUCAUAAUAAUUGAAGAAGUAAACAAAUGAUGUACACUGUAACGUCAAUGCGUUUCA